AAAAUCAGUUCGUAUUCCUGCCAGAUGAUCUCACAGAGCAAACCGAGUUCCCCCUCCUAAUCUCAGGAAUGACACCCGAAGUAGAGGAAAUCAUGGUCAAACAUGGAGUAUAAGUUUGUAAAAUGUGUUUGCUACCUAAAAAAGAUAAAACAGCGCAUUCAGUAAACGUAUGCGCUUUAUACAUUCGAUGAACUUGAUGACUGAGAACGAGGAAUUAACGGGCUCGGUCCGUUAUCGCUUGUAAUAGACUGAGCCGGGGGACAAACAUGUCCGGGGAUGAAGACGGUUGUCCCGGGGCGCAACUGGUCACCGAGGCCGGGCCGAACUGGCUCCGGGCGGAGAUCGAGCGCCUGAGCCGGGAGCUGAGCGAGACGAGCCGGGAGAAGAUCCAGGCGGCGGAGUACGGUCUGGUGGUGCUGGAGGAAAACCAGCAGCUGAAACAACGCUUUGAAGAGCUGGAGAGCGAGUAUGAGACCGUCAGACAGGAGCUCGACCAGCUCCGAGAGGCCUAUGGCCAGGUUCACUCAACCCACAGAAAGGUGGCUGCGGACGGCGAGAGCAGGGAGGAGUCGCUCAUCCUGGAGUCGGCAUCUAAAGAGGCGUACUAUGAGCAGAGGGUGCAGGAGCUGCAGUCGGACCUACGACAAGCUAAAAACACCCUCACCGGCACCCAGGCGGAGAACGAGCGCCUGGCCACCCUUGCCCUCGAGCUGAGAGAGAAUAAUGAGAUUGUGGAGCUCCAGCGCAGUCGUCUGCGUGAUGAUAUCCGAGAGUACAAGAUCCGAGAGUCUCGUCUGCUGCAAGACUACACUGAACUGGAGGAGGAGAACAUCAGCCUGCAGAAACAAGUCUCCACCCUUAAACAGGGUCAGGUGGAGUUCGAGGGACUCAAACAUGAAAAUCGGCGAUUGGAAGAGGAAGUGCAGUACUUAAACAGCCAACUAGAGGAUGCCAUUCGGUUACGGGAAAUCGCAGAUCGUCAGCUAACGGAGGCUCUAGAAACCGUCAAGACCGAACGGGAGCAGAAAGCAGCCCUUCGGAAAGAGCUGACGCAUCACAUGACCUUGGGAGACUCCCUUCUCGCCAGCUCAUUGGACGGACUCAAAUUGAGUGCAGAUGAACCUAAUAAUGACGAUGCCAUUCUGACUCUUGAAAACGGAUUUGCUAAAGUCUGUGAAGGUAAUGAUGAAGAUAACAGAUUGUCUUCACCCAAGAGAGAUGAAAAUUUCCGUCCCGCACCAAGUCUGGUAGAUGACUUGUUGACCGAAUUGAACAUCUCUGAGAUCCAGAAACUCAAGCAACAGCUCUUACAGGUGGAGCGGGAGAAAGUCGCUCUUCUCACCACUUUACAGGACUCUCAGAAGCAGUUGGAGCACGCUCGAGGAGCGUUAGCUGAACAGCAGGAAGCUAUGACAAGACUUAGCGAUGAUUUGGGCGCAAUGCGGAGACUGCAGGCCGGCAAGGAGCGACAGUCGGCCCUGGACAGUGAGCGAGAGCGGGACAGUCGAGAGGACAACGAUGUGGACUAUUAUGAGCUGGACAUCAAUGGGCCAGAAAUACUUCGCUGCAAGUAUGAGGUGGCCAUAGCAGAGGCAGGUGAACUGAGGGAGGAGCUGAAGGGACUGAAGUCGGAGCAUGAUGAGAUGAAAACCGAACAUGAGGAAGUACGAACGCGACUGGAGGGACAUGUACGUGACCUUAGUAUUCAAGUGUCUCAACUGGAGUACAGUAGUCGUACAGAUCGUGAUAAAGUCGCUAAGCUAGAAAAGGAACUGAAGGAAGUGAGCGCAGUUGCAGGCGAGACCGAAGGAAGUCUCAGUGUCGCCCAGGAUGAGCUUGUUGCAUUUAGCGAAGAGCUGGCAAACCUCUACCAUCAUGUCUGCAUGUGCAACAAUGAAACCCCGAAUCGUGUCAUGCUCGAUUUUUACAAAGAGGGUAAAGGAAGCAAGACGGAAACUAAAGAUCGGCAGUCUACAUUAACGCAAACUAAUGAAAGUAAAGCCCAGACGUCAAGGUCAAACUCAAUCCCUGUUGACAGAGAAGAGCCACGUCCCGAACCGAUGGACGUCUACAACCUGGUUGCAAUCAUUCGGGAUCAGAUACGCCACUUGCAGAAGGCUGUGGACCGCACCACAGAACUGUCCCGGCAGAGAGUCGCCUCUUUAGAGUUGGCUGCAGUUGCGGAUAAAGACCAAGCUGCUUGCAUGGAGGAGAUUUUGAAGCUCAAGUCCUUACUGAGCACCAAGCGUGAACAGAUUGCCACACUCAGGACUGUGCUCAAGGCCAACAAGCAGACAGCUGAGGUCGCCCUGGCAAACUUGAAGAGCAAAUAUGAGAAUGAAAAGGCCAUGGUCACUGAAACCAUGAUGAAGUUACGAAAUGAGCUUAAGGCUCUUAAAGAAGAUGCCGCCACUUUCUCCUCUCUCAGGGCAAUGUUCGCCACCAGGUGUGAUGAGUAUGUGACACAGUUGGACGACAUGCAGAGGCAGCUGGCUGCGGCAGAAGAUGAAAAGAAGACUCUGAACUCUCUCUUGCGAAUGGCCAUCCAGCAGAAACUGGCGCUCACGCAGAGACUGGAGGAUUUGGAGUUCGACAACGAGCAGUCCCGCAGAGGAUCUGGUGCUGGGCCUGGUGGCCGUGGGAAGGCUCCGUCAGGACGAGGUCGAGGACCCUUAUCGUUUUCCAGCCCCCAUUAAUUUUAUUAGCUCUGGAGAUUAUCCGCAAAUGGUUACUCCACACGCUAUACGUCCAGAAUACACACACACACGCCUGGUCCAAUGUUUGGACAUUUUCCCUGGAUGUGGCUGCAAGGAAACACAGGCUCACAUCUACAGCCAGAUGGUUCAUGUACUCUUCUAUUCUGACUGUUACUGUGGUAUUUUAUUUCUGCUUUGUUUUUUGUGUAACCGUGCACUUUCAGUGCAGUAGUUCAUUUUAUGUAACAGAUGCACAUUUCAGUAUACUUGGCACAUUUUUGUUUUGUUCUUCUAAAUUUUACGUAUUUAACUGACAAAAAAUAAUAAUAUAAGGACGUUUGUUUGUUUGUUUGUUUGUAGUAUUUUAAAUGCCAGCAUAUUCCAGGGAGAACGCGUGUGUUAAAUAGGCCUAUAUCUGUGUGUCUUAUUCUUGCUCAAUAGUCAUACAUUUCUAAAGGCUGAUUUAUACUUUCGCCUGGUGCUGCAUCGCAACCUCCGCUGACUGCGCGUGCACCUUGUGGACAAAUGGACAAGGCUUUCAUACUCGACGCGUUGGCCAUUAAGUGAUUCUUUUAAAUGACAGGGGGCAGUCAAAAGAAACUGGCCAUAAAAUCAGAUGCAUUAACAUUGAAGUAGGAAUUUUCUGGAACAACGUCAUGUCUUUAAUAUCAUUCAAGAUUUUUAAUAUAAUUCAUUCCUUCAUUUUCCUUUGGCGUAGUCCCUUUUUUCAUCACAGCCAAUUUAGUUUAUUCAGUUCAACCUAUAGCGCAUGAGGGAAACUGGAGCACCUGGAGGAAACCCACGCCAACAUGGGUAGAACAUGCAAACUCUACACAGAAAUGCCAGCUGGGGCUCAAACCAGCAAAUUUCUUGCUGUAAGGCGACGGUGCUAACCACUGUGCCAUCAUGCUGCCUUUUAAACUAAUAAUUUGCAUAAAUUAUUUCAAAUUUUUGAAUGAUUAUAUAGAUUUUUAUAAUCAUUUAAUUUUUUUUAAAUCAAAUUUUAAUGCAUCUCUUGCUUUUGUUUAAAUGUCGGACAGUUCUUUCUAUUUAACUUCAUUAACGUUCUAAUGUCUACAGAACUUGGGUUGCUCUACAAAUUUAUAUUUUUGAUUAUGGCAAGAAUAAAAGCACAAAAAAAAGCACACUUACUAAAAAAUUCUGACCAAUUUAGCCAAAUCCAUGAUUCACACAUUACUGUUUGGCUAGUUUGUGUCCUCUAGUUAUAUGCUUAAAAUGCAACAAUGGUCCAACAUUCCUGACCAUUUUCACCAGUAGGCAUGGGCUGGUAUAAGAUUCUAAUGAUGUGAUAACCUUGGAUAAAAACAUUACGGAUAUCACAGUAUUGUGAUUACUGCUCUAAAAUAUAUUCUUUUUUAAAUGUUAGGUAGAAAGCUAAAACUUUCCCCCCAUUGAACACGAUAUAUUUUAUUUUAGGAAACAUUUAUAAUAUUUUGGAGCAGUAAACUUGUCAGGCUGAAUAAUUCAAUUGAUUCAUUGACUUCUGCUGUCUUCAUUAGUUUCAAAAACACUGAUUUUCUUUAGCCUUUUGGAUAUCUUUUCUGCUGGAGAGACUUUUGUAUAUACCGUAUACUUACAUAUACCGUAGGAACGGUAUAGCAGAAUAUUUUGCCAGUUUUAAAACUGACUUUUCCAAACCGUGGUAGAGCUUGAAACCGGUUAUCGUCCCUUGCCUAAUAAUCACUAAAGCCUAGAAAAACAGGACAUCAGUAUUGUAACUACCCGCCGGUUAUUAAACAGUCCACGCUUCCCAAAUACUGAUGUCCGUGCGUUUCAUUUAUUGAACACAGUGAAAACUAAAAA
Danio rerio (zebrafish) is the source of this 4520-nucleotide messenger RNA. The record is from RefSeq and is a predicted model, not a curated record. NCBI's taxonomy places the organism in Eukaryota, Metazoa, Chordata, Actinopteri, Cypriniformes, Danionidae.